This is a messenger RNA of Entrophospora sp. SA101, 1344 nucleotides long. The record is from the annotation of a GenBank genome assembly. Lineage: Eukaryota; Fungi; Glomeromycota; Glomeromycetes; Entrophosporales; Entrophosporaceae.
AUGGGCAGAAGUGAAAAAUGCAAUAUAGGUUGGAUGGCUUCAUACAAUAAUCCCACUCCUAUAGAAUUCUUUCACUUGCUUUCAUCAUCACACAAAUCCAGUGCGUUUGGAAAAUAUAAUGUGCUUCUCAGCCAGGCUAUUAAAUGUUGUGAGGAUCCAGUCAAGCAGUUGGAACUAGAAAAAAUAAAAGAAACAGCUGAUUGUCAUGCAGACUGGAAUGUGUGGUUGAUAGAGAGAAAAGAAGGGUUGAUUCACAAUGAGGUUCAUGAGACAAAUGUGAAAGUCCACCGAGAAUUGAACACAUUUGUCAGGAAUUCAGGAAAGCAAAAGAGUAAUGACAAUGCCAAUGGUGAGACAGAGGAAGGUAGCAACAGCAAUAACAUCAAUGUCAAUUAUGAGGAAGAGAAAGGUAGCAAUAGCAAUAGUACCAAUGCUGAUAACAAGAAGAGAAAGAUAAUCAUACAUUAUAUUCUCAAUGAUAUUCUUUUGGCAUCUCAAGCUGAAAAAGAUAACUUAGAUAUAUACUGUUCCAAAUUCAGCCAUUGUUCAGUUAUGGAUCUUUGGUUAAAUUCAGAAUUCUCCCUUUUUUUAGAUCAGGAAUUGCAAGAACGGAUAUUACAUGAAGUUUUUGAUACAAUAGAUAAUGAUUAUGUUACAGAUGAAAUACAUAAUUUUUUCUCUGAUUUUUUUAAUGCUGAUCAUGGAAAGGAAGGUUGGAUGGCUUCAUACAAUAAUCCCACUCCUAUAGAAUUCUUUCACUUGCUUUCAUCAUCACACAAAUCCAGUGCGUUUGGAAAAUAUAAUGUGCUUCUCAGCCAGGCUAUUAAAUGUUGUGAGGAUCCAGUCAAGCAGUUGGAACUAGAAAAAAUAAAAGAAACAGCUGAUUGUCAUGCAGACUGGAAUGUGUGGUUGAUAGAGAGAAAAGAAGGGUUGAUUCACAAUGAGGUUCAUGAGACAAAUGUGAAAGUCCACCGAGAAUUGAACACAUUUGUCAGGAAUUCAGGAAAGCAAAAGAAUUAUUUUACUGAUCAAUCAAGAUUAAAGAUUGUUACAGAUAAGGUGUCUGAAAGAGUUUAUAAAUCAUUGGAUGAAAGACAAAUUGAAUGGCUCGAUAAAGUUCUCAAACAAAAAUCCUGGAUACAAACAGACGAAUUUAAGAAAUAUGUAAAUCAAUUCACUGAAGAUGUUUGUGAUAGAGUAACCAUUCCAUGUAUAGUUUGCAAACCUAAUCAUAUCGAUACAACUUUGGUGGAGGAUACACCAGAAAAGAAAAAGAAUGUGGAAAAUAAACCUUCAUCUCCUAAGUCACCAUCUGGUGGUGGAUCAUUUUCACCAUUGAUUUGA